Caenorhabditis angaria is the source of this 837-nucleotide messenger RNA. The record is from the annotation of a GenBank genome assembly. NCBI's taxonomy places the organism in Eukaryota, Metazoa, Nematoda, Chromadorea, Rhabditida, Rhabditidae.
AUGAACUCGCGUUCAACUAAAACUCCAUACAAUAGUAUCUAUGAACCGAUUACGGUGAGUUCAUCAGAUUCAAACUGAUAUAGAACUCUUGUAUUUCAGAAAAAUGCACCCAAAGCCGAUGAACUCUGUUGUUGUCUUCAUGGAGUUCAGUGUGUCAUGGGUAAAGCGAAUUUAGCUGAUGCAGCAGCUGCAACUGAAAAACAGGAAGAUGAGCAAUAUGUGAAUUUGAUGGCACCAACCGCUGAAUCUAAAAUGGUAUCACAAUUGACCAAAAAAUUGCAUAAGUUGGCAGCUGAUGAAAGAGCAUCAAGAAAAUGUGAAGCUGUCAGUCUUGAAUCGCUUCAACAAUUGCCACCGCCUCCGGCUCAGCCUCAAUAUCGGAAACCGUACAUUAAUCCAACAGAUCAUAUCAUGCUUGGAACUGAAAAAGAUCAAACAACGACAUUUUCGAAAGUCACCGAUGAUUCCAAUUUCAAAUCAUGUGCAGCAAGCGUUUAUCUCGGUGUAAUGACACGUUCACAAGCCGAGCAACAAGUUGCCAAUAUCACUGAAUUUGCUAUUUAUCAUCAUUUCUCGAAAACCGCCAAAUUGGCAACUAUUUCUGAUGCAUUGCCUUUGAUAUUGGUUUAUAGAACAUCAGCGAAUCAAUUCAAGCAUUAUCCAAUUCGAACAAAUUCUUCGAGCGGUGGAGAAGUGCAAUAUUUUGUCGAUUAUGGAAGAGCAAAUGUUCGCAAACAUUGGUCAUUGAAUCAACUCGUCAAAUAUUAUCAGACUCAUGUUUCAUUCGAUGCCAAUAAUCAAGCAAUUGCUGAUGUAUUCAGCGACUGGCAUGAUUGA